UUGCCAUCACAGGUCGCCUGUGGUCGGUCGGAAGCUAGUCGAGUAGAGAGUCUCUGUGCCAGUAAUCUCAGUCUGGAAUUAUCAUUGGAAGCCGAAGGGAUCGACUGUGAGACGAGACUCCGCUACCAAUUUGUAGCGGAGACAAGAGAUUUUCAUCACUGGCGGAGAGGGGGAGAACACCGUCAAGGGAACGUAAAUACUCAUUAGAGUCUCCCCUUUCGAUUACGGACGUUGAUGUAAACAUUCAUUAUAAUCAACGUGGUUUAGAAAGAAAGUUAUUGCUAGGUUAGCGUGGGGAGCACCGUUCUUCCAGCCCUAUCGCCAUCUCCAGCACUCAAAUCAACAGCCGUGUCUUCCUCACGAUGGGGAACGCUGCAACCGCCAAGAAAGGCAACGAGCUGGAGAGCGAGACUUUUGUGAAAGAGUUUCUAGCCAAAGCCAAAGAAGAUUUCCUGAGAAAAUGGGAAUGUCCGCCACAGUGUACGACUGGCUUAGAUGACUUUGACAAACUGAAAACGUUGGGCACUGGCUCCUUUGGCAGAGUCAUGUUGGUAAAACUCAAAGGAUCAGAGCAGUUCUACGCUAUGAAAAUCCUGGACAAGCAGAAGGUGGUGAAACUCAAACAAAUCGAACACACACUCAACGAAAAGAGAAUAUUGCAAGCUGUCUCCUUCCCCUUUCUUGUCAGAUUGGAGUUUGCUUUCAAAGACAACUCCAACUUGUAUAUGGUGAUGGAAUAUGUACCAGGAGGAGAGAUGUUCUCACACCUUCGAAGAAUUGGGAGGUUCAGUGAACCACACGCACGAUUUUAUGCAGCUCAAAUAGUCCUGACCUUUGAGUACCUCCACUCGCUAGACCUCAUCUACAGAGAUCUGAAGCCGGAGAACCUGCUCAUCGACCAGCAUGGUUACAUCCAGGUCACAGACUUUGGCUUUGCCAAAAGAGUGAAGGGCAGAACUUGGACAUUGUGUGGAACCCCAGAGUACCUGGCACCAGAGAUCAUCCUCAGCAAGGGCUACAACAAAGCUGUGGACUGGUGGGCGCUGGGAGUGCUUAUUUAUGAAAUGGCAGCUGGCUAUCCCCCGUUCUUCGCCGACCAGCCCAUCCAGAUCUAUGAGAAAAUUGUGUCUGGAAAGGUACGAUUCCCAUCCCAUUUUAGUUCAGAUUUGAAAGACCUGCUGAGGAAUCUGCUGCAGGUAGACCUGACCAAGCGUUUCGGUAACCUGAAGAAUGGAGUGAAUGACAUUAAGAACCACAAGUGGUUUGCCACAACAGAUUGGAUCGCCAUCUAUGAGAGAAAGGUAGAGGCUCCCUUCAUACCAAAGUGCAGAGGCCCCGGGGACACAAGCAACUUUGAUGACUAUGAGGAAGAGGACAUUCGCGUCUCUCUAACAGAGAAAUGUGCAAAAGAGUUUGCAGAGUUUUAGUGAGUGAGAACAUGGGUACAUCAGGGCUAAUAUGUAGAUUAACAACACAAGAAAAAAAAAGGGGAUCUUUGCACUCUAAAGACAUGGGGUGGAGCCACGACCACAACAUCAAUCAAAAAAUUCUUGAGUAGUUCCUUCAUUCCACAUGGCUAACAGGAGGUCACCAUGAUUCUCGUGCCCAGCAGGCACUUAAACGUCAUACACUGGCACAGUAAAGCAGACACAUCACUUUUUCAUUUGGACCCCCUUUACCCUACCAAGCCCUGCCCCCUGGUUAAUCAGCCUGGAAGCAGUCUUUGUUGUCUUGGAUGUUGUGUUCCCUAUUAAAAUGGUGGUAUUUUGCAGAGAAAAAAAUGGGAGAGAGAAAUAAAUGAAGAUUUUUUUGACAAAUGCAGAACCUGAAAAGACAAAGGCCAAUUUAACAUCGCUAUGUGUCAACACAGUGUAACUUAUUAGCCUAAUGUUCCUGGCAGUAUCACACUGUUUUGUGUGACUUGAAAGGAAGGUGGGUGGGAGGGUGGGUGGGUGUUGCCUCCAGUUCUUCAGUUCUGUCUGUUACGCGUCAGUUCUUUUUCUUUUCUUUUCUUUUCUUUUCUUUUCUUUUUUUAAGUACUAUUAAGAGAGAGAGAGAAAAACUCAUACCUCAGACUAGACCACUGAUGAAUCUUUUGGCCAGCCUUCAGUAGUAUUUGUUUUUUUUUUUUUUUUCUGUGCAUAUCUGUUUGUUCAAUAUAGUAUGUUUUUAAAAUAAAAGAAAAAGACCACGAGUGUUAAAAGCAUGACCAAAACGAGAGCGAAGUGGAUGGCAGAAGAGGAGUGCCUUAGAGCUUCCUCUGUACUUGCCUUAGCAACUCAUUACCACCAAACCCAGAGAGCGUUCAUCCUCAAGCCUCCCAUCACCCUAGCAAUCUCAGCUUGUUAACUGCAGUGAAAGAGUAGCAGCAAUAGGGAGAUGGGAAGAGCAACACUUUAGCCGAAAUGUACCCAGGCAAUUCAAGCAGCCAAAUUCUAUUCAAAGCACAAUGGUGUUUGGCGGCAGCAGUGACCUAAUACAAAUUCAGGUGUGUGAAUUUUGUGAAUUUGGCUCAUUCAAUAUGUUGACAUGCAUUGUUACAUUAGGCUGUUUAAUGUUUUAAUUUGAAAACUGAACUUGUCAGAAAAAGUACACCCAUGGGAAGUAGCCCUUAGAAAACCCAAAUGUCAAUUUAAGUUCACACUCUCCUUUAUAUCAAGUUUUUGAGGCCUCCAGACUAUACCCAGGGUAUGAAACUAUUGGAGAUCCAUUUGAGCCCUGGUGCCAGAUCUAGUAUUGCUAUUUGCAGGACUGGUCAAGACUUUCCUUUUUAUUUCAAGCUGUUUUGCUCACGCUGUUUUGCAAAGUUCUAUGACAGAAAUUGUAAAGCUGCCAAGAUUCCAUGCUUUCCCCCAUUGUUGCAAUUGACCUGUCUGUCUUUGUUUUAUCCUUUUGACCGAAUGUAGAGUUACAACUCUUAGGUAUGCAUAUUGUUUUUAAAUGCUUGAUUUUCAAGGUACAUUCUCACAUACAACACACACUUUUAUGACAAGAAAGUGAUGAAGAUGAAAAACAAGCUGAGGUUUGUUAGCCUCUGCUCCUUUGUAUCACAUAUAAUCCAGUUAUUGUUCAGCUCAUAACAUAAUGCAUAUAUGCAUUGUUUCUUAUAUAUGUUUUUAUUUAUACACAUAUUAGAGAGAUGCUAAUAAAUUUUAUUUUUAAAAUUGCA
Molecule: messenger RNA, 3169 nt
Organism: Alosa alosa (allis shad)
Lineage: Eukaryota; Metazoa; Chordata; Actinopteri; Clupeiformes; Clupeidae
Gene: prkacbb
Product: protein kinase, cAMP-dependent, catalytic, beta b
Exons: 11
Coding region: 363-1427 (354 amino acids)
Biological process (GO): peptidyl-serine phosphorylation
Cellular component (GO): cAMP-dependent protein kinase complex; nucleus
Molecular function (GO): cAMP-dependent protein kinase activity; ATP binding
Source: RefSeq, a predicted model, not a curated record